Messenger RNA from Toxorhynchites rutilus septentrionalis, 974 nucleotides. It is a transcript of the gene Vps20, whose product is annotated as charged multivesicular body protein 6. Bases 136 to 783 code for a protein of 215 amino acids. Lineage: Eukaryota; Metazoa; Arthropoda; Insecta; Diptera; Culicidae. Gene Ontology annotation, biological process: late endosome to vacuole transport via multivesicular body sorting pathway; vesicle budding from membrane. The record is from RefSeq and is a predicted model, not a curated record. Gene Ontology annotation, cellular component: ESCRT III complex; multivesicular body. The transcript is spliced from 4 exons.
ACAACAAAUUAGAAGUGUCAUCGAUAAGUGUCUUAUUUUAUUAAUCCGAUAUAUACUUUCUUGGCUGAAAAUCAUCAUAUUUAUUGAAUUAGUAAAUAGAUUAUACUUCAUCUGUUGUGAUAUUUAAUUGAAAACAUGGGAAACCUUUUCGGAAAAUCUACUAGUAAAACGAAAGUCAGCAGAGUCACUGAACAGGACAAAGCGAUUCUGCAAUUGAAGCAACAAAGGGAUAAGUUAAAGCAGUAUCAGAAAAGAAUCGAGCUUCAGCUGGAGAAAGACAGAGAAUUGGCGAAAAAAUGUUUAGCUUCUGGACGAAAAGAGCGAGCAAAGACGUUGCUGCGGAAAAAAAAGUACCAGGAAAAGCUACUUUCGAACGCGGACUCGCAGCUGGAAACCAUAGAAAAGCUAGCAUCGGAUAUCGAAUUCGCCCAAGUAGAAACUCAAGUCAUUGCCGGCCUCAAAGUAGGAAACGAAGCCCUGAAAAAAGUCAACGAAAUCCUGUCGGUCGAGGAAGUGGAACAAAUCCUCGACGAAACUCGCGACAGCAUCGACAAGCAGCAAGAGAUUGAUGCACUGCUCAAUGGCGUGCUUACGGAAGAGGACGAAGACGAAGUGCUGGCAGAGCUAGAUCAGCUGAUAGCGGCUGAUGAUGCAGGGAAGUUACCGGAUGUGGACAUCGAUGACAGGCUUCCCGAAGUUCCAGAGGAUGAACCAACACGCGAGAAGAAACGGAAAGAGAAAGAUGCGAGUCAUGCUAGCAAGAGGGUAGCCCUGGAGGCUUGAAUCCGUUAAAACCGGGAUUACAUGGAAUGGUUCAUUCGUGAUUUAUACACAAAAGGAGCCAUACUGAACUAUAAGACGAGUUGAGCAAAAGUGUAACAUUUUAAAAUCUAUUUUUACAUUUCAGCUACGUAUCUGGAAUUAAUGUUUUUUUUUUUUGUAAAUAUAAAUAGCAUUUAAAUAUAUCGCUGAUA